CUUUAAGUAUUGUUUCUAAACUACCGGCGAAACACGCGACGAGUUUUUAAUAGAGUUGCGGAUGCGGUUAGUCCGCUUAUGGGUGCGCCUUGGCCUGCACUCGGUUAGGCAGCUUGCAUACAGGUCAGCUUGCAUGUGACCUUUUCUGGGUCAGCUCUUGGAAUUUCGUUCAGCUUACCGGCGUACAUCCAUCAUGGUAGAAGGGGCCCGAGUCCGACUUAGGGGUUGGCAACAGGCGGCAGUUGCUCUUGGGUCAGCAGUUGGUGCAUUAGUGGACCCAAGGAGAGCUGAUUUGAUCGCUGCUUUGGGGGAGACAACUGGGAAACCGGCUUUUGAGAGAGUACUUGAAAGAAUGAAAAGGAAUCCUAAAGGCAGAGAAGUACUACUGGACCGCCCACGUGUCAUCUCCAACAAUGUGGGCCACGCAUGGGACCUACCAGAAAACACAUUUGGUGCUGCAUACGCGAAGUUCAUGGGAUCAAGAAACUUCUCACCAGACAAUAGACCACCAGUAAGAUUUAUGGAAACAGAAGAACUCGCAUACGUAGCAAUGCGCGCACGCGAAGUGCAUGAUUUCUGGCACACCCUUUUUGGUCUUCCAACUAAUUUGAUUGGUGAGUCAGCAUUAAAAGUCAUAGAAUUCGAGCAAAUGUUGCUUCCAAUGUGCUUCAUGUCUGUCGUUGGAGGAACUGCAAGGUUUAGUGACAGACAAAGAUCUUUGUUUUAUAAACAUUACUUCCGUUGGGCAGUUCGGGCAGGUAUGAAGGCAACUGACCUGAUGUGUGUUUAUUAUGAGAAACAUUUUCAUGAAGAUUUAGAGGAAGUUAGGCAGAGAUGGGGUAUUAUACCUGCUCCUUCCAUUCAAGGGUAGUUUGGGAAAUAAAUGUUUAUUCAAGGGUUUUUUGAGUUAUCAGAUUCAUACUUUUGAUCUGACA
Messenger RNA from Helianthus annuus (common sunflower), 935 nucleotides. Its product is annotated as ubiquinone biosynthesis protein COQ4 homolog, mitochondrial. Bases 194 to 871 code for a protein of 225 amino acids. Gene Ontology annotation, cellular component: mitochondrial inner membrane. Gene Ontology annotation, biological process: ubiquinone biosynthetic process. NCBI's taxonomy places the organism in Eukaryota, Viridiplantae, Streptophyta, Magnoliopsida, Asterales, Asteraceae. The record is from RefSeq and is a predicted model, not a curated record. The transcript is spliced from 3 exons.